AUGUCCAAAAGGAAGCAGAAGACCUCCAACCCGGAGGUUGAAGUAUGCAUGCUGUGUCGCCGAGCAGAUGUUCACCCGGACGCCUGCGGGCCCAUGCUUGGCGAGAGCGGGCUUUGCGUCCACAAGUUUUGCUUGUUUUUUGCCGACGGCCUUUACGAACACACUGCCGGACAGAGGGCGGUUCUGCAGAUCCCCCUUGAUGCCAUCAGAUGCGCAAUCGAGGAGGCAGAGCAGAAGCACUGCUUCGUUUGUGGAGACAAGGGGGCCUCCAUCUACUGCGCAGAGACAGGCUGUGAACGCAGCUUUCAUCUGCCCUGUGCCACGGAUGGGGAAUGUGUCAUGCAGUUCUUUGGGCAGCACAGGUCCUUCUGCUGUGAGCACUGCCCUCAGCAGGCCGUGGAGGCAGCUCCAGAGCAAGACACAAACUGCGUCAUCUGCCUGGAGCCCGUGGCGGACAAAAAGUCCUACCACACCAUGGUGUGCCCGGUGUGCACACAGGCCUGGUUUCACCGGAGCUGCAUCCAGGCACAGGCCAUGAGUGCUGGCAUUCUGCACUUCCGAUGUCCCGUCUGCAAAGACAGGAUGCAAUUCCGGAAAGAAAUGCAUCUCCUCGGGAUCCAAAUCCCAGCCAGAAGACCAACAUGGGAGGACAAGGAGAGCUAUGAAACUCUGCACAAGAAACACCAGCGCUGUGAUGUCGGCGAGUGCCUUCACACAGAAGGCAGGGAGCAAGCAGAGAAACAUGGACCCUGGGAGCUGCUCCUGUGCACCUCGUGUGCUGCGCAAGGCACCCACCGGCUCUGCUCCGAUUUGAGCAACAGCCUGAGCAGCUGGGAGUGUGACAGCUGUGCUGGCGUGGGCUCAGCCUCCAGUGCCGAGUCGCAGCUUGCUGGUCCCAGCACUGCCAGCCAGGAGGCGCCGGGGCCAUCUCACAGCUCCCCAGCACCUGAUGACCGCAGAUCUGCCUCCACCAGCCAGGCAGCAUCGGAGUCAUCUCCGAGUUCCCAGCUGCCUAAGCACAGCAGCCUGUCCAGCCAGCCCAAGACAGGACAGAGGAAAAGCCCGCGACGUAAAUCCAACCAAGAAGAUCAAGGGAGCAGCCAGCAGGAAGAGGGGUACUCUGGCAGAAGGCAAUCCAGGCAGCAGAAGGGCACAGGCCGGACAAGAAGUCGCUCUCCCCUCAAGGGUCGUGCCUCAAAUUCCCCCAGCCAGCUCAGAAGACCACCUGGCAGCAGACGCUCUCCAGCCUCAGGCGUUGGGAAGAGCAUGUACAUCUCUGCCAGGCAGGGGGCAUCCAACAAUUCCCCGGGGGCUGCCAACAUCAGAUGCCCAAGCCAGGGACAAAACCAGUCCUCCCUACAAGGACCGGCAUCAAAUCCCUCGAGCCAGCCCCAAGGACGCCGUGCCAGCUCAGAAGACCACCUGGCAGCAGACGCUCUCCAGCCUCAGGCAUUGGGAGGAGCAUGUACAUCUCUGCCAGGCAGCGGGCAUCCAACAAUUCCCCGGGGGCUGCCAACAUCAGAUGCCCAAGACAGAGACAAAGCCAGUCCUCCCUACAAGGUCCGGCAUCAAAUCCCUCGAGCCAGCCCCAAGGACGCCGUGGCAGCAGAAUUAGCCCGGCCCAAGGUGCUGGGAGCAGCACCCAGAGCUCUGCCGGACCGGUGGCGUCGAGGUCCUGCAGGGAUUCCCAGCUGCCUGAACGCAGAAGACGUUCCAGUGUUCUGCAGCGAGGGCAGAACCAAGAUCGAAGCCGUUCCCCACGGGAUCGUCGGCCUUCCAAUUCCCAAAGACAGUCGGGAGGAAGCCUCAGCCCCCGUUCCAGGCAGCAGCGGCCAUCUCAGGCACGAUGCCACUUCCGGGAGCAGCCCUGAAGAUCCUGCAGGAGCAGCCAUGGACCAGAGGGAAGAAAAAGAAGCGUUAAUGGCUUACGAGCUGGUCUGGCACGGCCCCGUGACUAUCGAGGCAACGGACUCGUGGGCCCCAGGAGAAGCAUACGGAGAUUGCAGACGGGUCUACAAAAACUACAAAGCAGCGGCAACCAUCUGA
This is a messenger RNA of Tympanuchus pallidicinctus (lesser prairie-chicken), 2046 nucleotides long. Its product is annotated as G2/M phase-specific E3 ubiquitin-protein ligase-like. Bases 1 to 2046 code for a protein of 681 amino acids. Gene Ontology annotation, cellular component: nucleus. The record is from RefSeq and is a predicted model, not a curated record. NCBI's taxonomy places the organism in Eukaryota, Metazoa, Chordata, Aves, Galliformes, Phasianidae. The transcript is spliced from 10 exons.